Armigeres subalbatus is the source of this 949-nucleotide messenger RNA. RefSeq lists its product as uncharacterized. The transcript is spliced from 2 exons. Lineage: Eukaryota; Metazoa; Arthropoda; Insecta; Diptera; Culicidae. The record is from RefSeq and is a predicted model, not a curated record. Bases 125 to 880 code for a protein of 251 amino acids.
GACUGGAACCAAGCCAAAAUCGUCGAAUCUCCAAGGUUCCGAGCAAAAGGAUGCCACAAGGACCCCAGCCCCUCCAGUUCUCACAUCAGAACCCCUCCGGUUGCCAAUAGAUUUGCAGCUUAAAAUGCUCGAAGAAGAGCGGGCGAUCGAAAGAAAUUAUCUCUAUCGAAAGUACCAGUUAAUGAUGGAGGCAUCUAGGACGGCAAAUCAACCCAUAAACGCACCUUCCGACGACAGUUUUCAUGUUCCACCCUGUCAUUCUUCUCCGCUACGGGCGGCUCCACCCACCGCGCCUGAGCUCCACGUCCUUGAAGGAACAAGAGGAGCAAACGAGACAGCGCUGCUAAAUUCAAGCCAAAUAGCUGCUCGUCAUGCAGUGGCGAAAGAGCUUCCCGUCUACAGUGGUGAACCGGAAGAAUGGCCGCUUUUUAUCGCUACGUAUGAAAAUACGACCAAGCUCUGUGGAUUUACGCCGGAAGAAAAUAUGGUACGGCUACAACGAUGUCUUCGUGGCAAAGCACUGGAAGCAGUCAAGUGCCAGCUGUUACAUCCAGCUAAUUUGGAACAUGCACUCUCUACACUGAAAAUGCUUUUCGGGCGCCCGGAGAUUAUAGUGCACAGCUUUAUCGAAAAAAUCAACAAACUCCCAGCACCCAAAGCAGAUAAACUAAAUACUCUCAUAGACUUUGCAAUCGCCGUUCGAAACAUGGUUGCCACAGUAACGGCAUGUCACCUAGAGGAUCAUCUUUACAAUGUUACCCUUCUCCAAAAUCUAGUAGAACGGCUACCAACUAUGGUAAAAUUGAACUGGGCUACACACCGCGAUCGACCAAUGGUCUUAAGCCGCUUGUGCCGUUCGACGAUAGUGCCGCAGCUCUAAAGCAAUCGUUCAAGACAUCACAGAUUUUGGCUAACUUUGGCAGACGCUGGAUUAACGAGUACAUACCCG